Molecule: messenger RNA, 1968 nt
Organism: Pristis pectinata (smalltooth sawfish)
Lineage: Eukaryota; Metazoa; Chordata; Chondrichthyes; Rhinopristiformes; Pristidae
Product: apolipoprotein A-I-like
Exons: 3
Coding region: 150-902 (250 amino acids)
Biological process (GO): lipid transport; lipoprotein metabolic process
Cellular component (GO): extracellular region
Molecular function (GO): lipid binding
Source: RefSeq, a predicted model, not a curated record
UCGAGUUUAAAAACCUAGUAAUUCUAACCCUUUGUCCUCAAUAAACCUGAAAAGUCUGGGUGGGUAAUCAUGCAGAUAUGACAAAAGAAGUUCCGUUCAGAAAUUCUAAAUGAUAUUAUUUCUUUACAGUGUCUGAGCCAGCGGUCAUCAUGAGGGCAGUUGUUAUGACUUUGCUACUCUUUAUAACCAUAGGAACUCGUGGUGCAGUCUUAUGGAAAGAUGAGCCGCAAACUGAUCUGGAUGAAGUAAGAAAUUCUCUACAUAUCUACCUCCAUCAAGUGAGUGACACAGCCAGAGGUGCUAUUGAACAGAUAGAUAAUUCCAAGAUUGGAAAGCAGCUCAAUCUCAGGAUUUCAAAGAGCUUGGACAACCUUGGUGUCUAUGUUGCAGAGCUGCAAAAGAUAGUAACUCCUCUAUCAGAUGAAAUUCAUCAGAGAUUCCAGAAAGACAGUGCAAAGCUCGAGGAGAAGUUUCGGGAGGGCUUGAAAGAGUUUAAAGCCAAAAUUCUUCUCUACACUGAAGAUCUCCACAACAAAGUCAACAAGAAUGUUGAGGAGUACUGUGUCAUGCUAAGUCCUCUGGCUGGUGACUUGAAGGAACUAGCUCUUCACAAUGCCAAGGACCUCCAUCAAAAGUUGGCCCCGUUAGCUGAGGAGAUCCAGGAGAAAAUGAGGACCAACAUUGAGGACUUUAAUAAGAAGGUCAACCCAUAUGCUACAUCAGUUCAUGAGAUAGUAAACCAACGACUGGCAUCCUUCCAAAAGAAUGCAUCUCCUUACACCAGGAAAGUCAGUGAACUGUUCUAUGAAUGCUUUGAGAAUUUGAGAAUGAAAGUCACCCCUUUGGCCCAAGACAUCCAGCAGCGUCUCACUGACACAUCGAAGACUUUGACAGCAGACUAACAUCAGUAUGGAAUACAUUUUGCCAACAUUUCAUUUAAAGACAGAAGAGAAAUUCAAGUAACUAAAAUGGUUCUUUAGGCCAAGAUCAAUUGCUCUUUGUCUUGUAUUACAUCACCAUAAUUCCAAUGUUUACAUUAACACAGUGUAUUGGUUUUAUUUAUUCACUGAGUCAAGAAACAAAAGUACUGUACUAACAAAUAUGUACCACUAUCUUUAUAAGAAGAAUGCAUAGCAGUAUAUCAAGUACAAGUUCAAGUUACUUUAUUAUCAUUAUUGUUAUUUGUAUUUCUGUGAAAAUUGUUGUCACAAAGAAUGCUUACAUUGGCUAUGACAAGCUACCUGGGUGUUAGAGGAAUUAUUUUUAAAUAUACCAUGACUCCAAAAAGUCAACAGUAGUAAAUUGCCAUAUGUUGCUCUUAUUGAAGACCAUAAACCCUACAAAUUGAUUUACAGCUGCAUUAAUGUGAUUUAAUGCAUAAAAUAAACUUGAUAAAAUGUUUUUAGUAGCUUUGCUUAACUGCAGACAUCAUUUACAAAUAUCCAAAACUUACUCAUUUGGGAAUAAUAUGACCUGAAGUCAUUGAUGCUCACUAUGUGCUUAUCCCACGUUAUACCCCUGUAAUCAAAAGACGUGAGGAAAGAAUGGGAAUCUGGCAUUAAGAUAGAGGAUCAGCCACAAUUGUACUGAAUGGAGGAGCAGACUCAAAGGGCCAAAUGGUCUACCGCUGCUCUUCAAGACUUCACUGGUUUUAAUGUGGCUAAAUGGUUUACAGAGCUAUCCUCAGAAACCUGACUUUAUAUUUAUAAAUUAACUUGAAUUCCAAGCAUUGACAGAAACCCAUUUUCCUCUAUAGUCCAUUCUCAUUCCUUCUAUAACACAAGGGCACAGAUGUUUUGCACCGUUCGCAGUUAUGGUGGUCAAUAUUUAUUUUAGUACAACUACAUAUUUUUUUGAUCAUGUUGCAAGAGUUUGUUAUUGGAAGCAUUUCCUGGAUGUUGCAGUUUGAAGGGUUAGGGAUCGGGGCACACUGCUGGGAUUUCUCUGGGUGUAAGAUUCAGCAGUGUG